Molecule: messenger RNA, 1794 nt
Organism: Melitaea cinxia (Glanville fritillary)
Lineage: Eukaryota; Metazoa; Arthropoda; Insecta; Lepidoptera; Nymphalidae
Gene: CCT5
Product: T-complex protein 1 subunit epsilon
Exons: 10
Coding region: 108-1736 (542 amino acids)
Biological process (GO): protein folding
Cellular component (GO): chaperonin-containing T-complex
Molecular function (GO): ATP-dependent protein folding chaperone; ATP hydrolysis activity; ATP binding
Source: RefSeq, a predicted model, not a curated record
CAAACUUUCGUUAUCUGUGGAUAGUUUGUUUUCUGGAAUCUUUGUGAAAUGAAAAAUUGUUAAAUCCAUUUUCAUCUUAAGUUUGUGUUAAUUUACAAUUGUUAAAAAUGGCCAUGUUUCCAGGAACAGUGGCCUUUGACGAAUUCGGUCGUCCAUUUAUUAUAUUAAGGGACCAAGAGAACCAAAAACGGCUUACCGGUGUCGAUGCGUUGAAGUCACACAUCCAAGCUGCCCGGCAAAUAGCCGGUAUUCUACGGACUUCUCUAGGUCCCCGUGGCUUAGAUAAGAUGAUGGUGUCCUCUGACGGUGAGGUUACCGUUACCAAUGAUGGGGCAACAAUUUUGAAACUAAUGGAUGUUGAACACCAAAUUGGUAAACUCAUGGUGCAGUUAGCUCAGAGUCAAGAUGAUGAAAUAGGCGAUGGAACAACCGGGGUUGUUGUUUUGGCUGGUGCUCUCCUAGAACAAGCAUCAAAUCUUAUUGACAAAGGUAUCCACCCGAUCCGUAUCGCCGAUGGUUUUGAAAUGGCUGCCGCUGCAGCCUUGACCCAUUUGGAUAGUAUUAGCGAGGCUUUCCCAGUGAACAAGGAUACUAGGGAACACUUGAUCAAAGUGGCUAUGACGACCCUUGGAAGCAAAGUCGUCGUCAAGUGUCAUAGAUUAAUGGCUGAGAUUGCUGUCGACGCAAUCCUGUCUGUAGCAGACUUAGAGAAGAGAGAUGUUAACUUUGAACUGAUCAAAGUAGAGGGCAAGGUCGGUGGUCGUAUGGAAGACUCCAUGUUGGUGAGAGGUGUGGUCAUCGACAAGACCAUGAGCCACUCACAGAUGCCAAAAGUUUUAAAGGAUGUGAAAUUGGCUAUCCUCACAUGCGCGUUUGAGCCCCCCAAGCCCAAGACCAAGCAUAAGCUCCAAGUUGGGUCCGCUGAAGAGUACCGUGACCUGAGGAAAUAUGAGCAAGAAAAAUUCUUAGAGAUGGUGAAGAGAGUUAAGGAUGCAGGUGCAACUCUAGCUAUAUGCCAAUGGGGUUUCGAUGAUGAAGCCAACCACCUCCUUCUUGCAGAAAAACUACCAGCGGUACGUUGGGUCGGUGGGCCUGAGAUGGAACUGAUAGCCAUCGCAACCGGUGGAAGGAUCGUGCCCCGGUUUGAAGAGCUGACUCCAGACAAGUUGGGAUCUUGUGGACUUGUGCGGGAACUUACUUUUGGAACAUCCAAAGACGAAAUGCUGGUCAUUGAACAGUGUUCCAACUCCAGAGCCGUCACCGUUUUAGUGCGAGGUGGUAACAAGAUGAUUGUGGAGGAGGCCAAGCGUUCAGUGCACGAUGCGCUUUGUAUCGUCCGCAGUCUUGUACAAGAUUCCCGAGUGGUGUAUGGAGGCGGAGCGGCCGAGGUGUCUUGUUCGCUGGCCGUAGCUCGGGCUGCGGAUAAGCUUUCCUCACUGGACCAAUACUCCUUCAGAGCCUUUGCUGAUGCCUUGGAGGCUAUUCCCAUUGCCUUAGCUGAAAACAGUGGUUUAUCACCAAUCGACACACUGUCGGAGGUGAAGGCACGGCAAGCGGCAGAGAACAACAGCAAUCUCGGUGUUGACUGCAUGGGACGCGGCUCCAAUGACAUGAAAGCAAUGAACGUUAUCGAGUCACUCCACUCGAAGAAACAGCAAAUAGCGUUAGCGACACAACUCGUCAAGAUGAUACUGAAGAUAGACGAUGUCCGUUCACCGGCCGAUGGCAUGCAGUGAUGAGCUUAGCGUGUGACUAUGAUAUUAUAUGUUAUAUUACAUUUGUUAUUAAGUAAAA